AAUUCCCCAUAGGGGCGUAGCGCAUUCGUGGGGCGGAAUAUCCGGGCCGUGGUCGAAGGCGACGGCGGCGUCCUGGCGUCAUCUCCAAAUCUCGGCCAGUGCCGCAAUUUUGGCUAUAAAUACAAAUGUCGGCACGCAGCUUGGCUUAAACUUACAUUGUUAUCCUAGUUCACAGCAUCGCUCGGGGUCUCCUCAACUUCGCCGAACAAAACACAUUCGCUACGUGACGUUGUUAGGACGGAAUCCUCAUCCUCCCACUCGCGCCAGGACAACUCCGAAACUCGAAACUCCAUCGAAAAACGCAAACCUCCGGUGCCACGCCCCUUGAAUCGACUGCAGACCCCAGAACGCCCCCCACCAGGACAACAAUGGGAGUGUUACGGAGGCAGGGAACUGGAAUUGGAAGUGGAAGUGGAAGUGGACACAGGUGGCUCUUGGUUUGGAUGACGGUGCUGCUCCUGGUCGUCCCACCUCAUCUGGUCGACGGCCGUUACCUGCCGACAAGGUCGCAUGGCGACGAUUUGGACAAGUUGCGUGAACUGAUGCUGCAGAUUUUGGAGUUGAGCAAUGAGGACCCACAGCAACAGCAGCAGCAGCAGCAGCAGCAGCAACAACACCCACAGCUGCGUCUCCACAAUGAGGCCAUCGGUGGCAGCAGCAGCAGCAGCAGCAGCAACAGCAACAAUCCACGCGUGUCCAACGGCAACUCCAAUGCCGCCUGGCUGCAGAAACUGAGUGCCAUGGGUGCCCUGGACGAGUUGGGCGGAGACGGAGUCCGAUUCGGGCCCAACUAUGGGCGUUAUUAAGCCCUCUGGCCCGGAGACACGGGAACACGGGAACACCUGACGACAACAGCCAGCACGACUAUGGACACGGAAACCAGGGGCAGGGGGAGCCAUGUUGCAAACGAAAAUGUUCCGAGUCCGAAAAGGGGACACUAGUGUCGCAAAUGUUCACAGGAUUAAAAUCCAAUUGGAACGAAAGCAAAGUGCGUGAAAAGGGACAAAUAAAUGGAGCAAAGGAUUGUCGGGGAAAUCUCUUUGAAGUACUUUGAAUGAGCUUGUGCCAUUUUGGAAUGUUGUGAAGGACACUUUGCAAAAUCACUUUCAAAUGCUUGAGACCCUUUAUAAAAUGAUAUUAGGGAACCUUUUGAUUCUUCCAUAUGCAAAACCUACUCACAAAUGUUAAUUUGAUUACAUGCCCUGUAAGUUAAUUGUAUUAUAUUUUAUGGACAGACAUUCCUAAUAAGUACACAUUUGAACAAUACAAUAUGUUAAUUUUGAUUUUUUAAAGCUGUGCAACAAUUUCUACAUAGCAUUACAUCUCCAGCAGAGAAGUGCAUCUUAAGUACAUAGUUCUGAAAUGUUUCAUACGAUUCAAAAGUUUGAACAUGGUUUUCCCCUACCCCGAACUGAAUUACACUUACUGGUUUGGAAUGCAAAAACGAUAAACAGAAGGCAAAUUCAGAAAUGAAAUGAAACUGGAAAACUUAAAAGGACACAGACAGUUCCUAUGCUAGAACAAUAAUUUUUAAAAUCCUUUGGGUAAGCCCGAAGUGUAAAAUGUACCUAUGUAUAUGUAUGUACCUAUGUGUUGUAGAGCAACCCCGUCCCUCUGAAAAAGAAAAACUCUGAAAAAAAACCCUUAAUGGUGUAGACUAAGUGCGGAUUUUCAACUUCUUUUUGCGCGGUCAAACAAGAGAUAAAAAAAUAUACAAGAGUGCGUUAAAUUGUAAAUAUUUUACCCCGAAAACCUCCACAAGCGCCCCACGAACAAUAAUAACUGGAGUUUUAAUGGGCCCCAAGGCUGGCCGGGCA
Molecule: messenger RNA, 1817 nt
Organism: Drosophila erecta
Lineage: Eukaryota; Metazoa; Arthropoda; Insecta; Diptera; Drosophilidae
Product: myb-like protein F
Exons: 3
Coding region: 369-806 (145 amino acids)
Source: RefSeq, a predicted model, not a curated record